AAAAUUUUUAAAGAGGCCGGUGGAUUGUUGCGGAAAGGACGUCUUUUUUUGAGUAUGCUUUGGAGAACAAGAAUCAGCAGAAAAAAUGACUGAAGAUUUCAAAUCUUGACAGUAUUCAGCAAAUUAGGUUUGAAGAUUAACUGAUUUGUUUGUUGGGUUUCCACAAUUUUCGUUUAUUCAGGUUUUGCCCCUUUUUAAAACUUACUAAUUUAAAAAUGCAUGUUAUCAAUGUUUAAAUCUGUUCAGUUGCUUCCCUUUGGUAUUGUGAGUUGUCGGGGGUUUUGUUGGCCCGCCAGACUUCACGAUUAUACAACGUUCGAAAGAGCUCGUCGAACUGACUUGUGCGGGGGACGAAGGCGGGUGGACGUACAGGGACCGAGUUUUAUAGGCUUUAGGGGUUUGUAAACGGCAUAAAUUCCGGACAUUUUUGUCUCUAACGAUUUAUUUUUUCAGUUUAAAGAACGUGUAAACGAGGAAAAAAUGGUCAAACAUGGACAAGAAUUGACCGCCCACAAAGACAAACACAACAUCUGGUCGUUGAGCAAUAAAGAAGCAAUGGAAUUGCAGAAGAAGGAAGCGCUGGGCACCAAAUAUCAAAAUUGGAUUUGGGAACGAAAACAUAGUUUUUUUUAAAUUUUUUUGUUUACUUAGAUACAGUCGAAAUACCAUCAAGCCGUUGGAAUCGACAUU
This is a messenger RNA of Meloidogyne enterolobii, 690 nucleotides long. The record is from the annotation of a GenBank genome assembly. Lineage: Eukaryota; Metazoa; Nematoda; Chromadorea; Rhabditida; Meloidogynidae.